GGUCGCCCGCGGUGCAGGUUCGAGGAGUUCGAGUUUACAACACUUCCAGCACGGCAGGCAGCUUUGCUUCGUCCUCCGUCGUCGCGGCGAUUUCAUUCAAGCUUUGGUCACGGUUCGGACUGGUCGUGUUUCCUUCUGUGUGUUUUCCCGGCGUAAUAAAAACGUAAAGUGAGUGUUCCCGUGCGGUUGGUGGUUCUCUCUGGUGUCCAGUUGUGCAGUGUGUGGAAGUGGGGUGUGCUACUACGUGUUACAGAUUACCUCCGAGGACAUCAUCAUCUACAUCAUCCAAGCAAGCCGUCAUCGUCAACGUCAUCGUCAGAUAAGGCGCAAUAAUAAGGACGCGUUGCCGCUUUUCUACGACUCAAUUGGAUUUCGACAGUAGUCGUCACCAGUCGCGAUGGACGCACAGACGGAACCGGAGGUGCCACCGGCACCGGUCAGCGAGGAACCAUUCCUGGGCCCACUGGACAUCAUCCUGCUGGCGGUGCUCAUCGGAGGAGCCGCCUGGUAUUUCCUGAAGAGCAAAAAGAAGGACACACAGACCAGUCAGUUCAAAUCGUACUCGAUACAGCCCACCACCGUCAACACAAUGACCAUGGCGGAGAAUUCGUUCAUCAAGAAGCUGAAAUCGUCCGGGCGUCGGUUAGUGGUGUUCUACGGGUCGCAAACCGGCACGGCGGAGGAGUUCGCCGGCCGUCUGGCGAAGGAAGGUCUGCGCUACCAGAUGAAGGGUAUGGUGGCCGACCCGGAGGAGUGUGAUAUGGAGGAGCUACUUUCACUGAAGGACAUCGACAAAUCGUUGGCAGUGUUCUGUUUAGCUACGUAUGGCGAGGGUGAUCCCACCGACAAUUGCAUGGAAUUUUAUGACUGGAUCCAGAACAACGACGUGGACUUCUCCGGGUUGAACUAUGCGGUGUUUGGACUUGGUAACAAGACCUACGAACAUUACAACAAGGUCGGCAUCUAUGUGGACAAACGACUGGAGGAGCUGGGUGCCAAUCGGGUGUUCGAGCUGGGACUCGGAGAUGAUGAUGCCAACAUUGAAGAUGAUUUCAUCACCUGGAAGGACAAAUUCUGGCCAGCGGUGUGCGACCAUUUCGGAAUCGAAAGCUCCGGCGAGGAGGUGUUGAUGCGCCAGUACCGUUUGCUGGAACAGCCGGAGACCCCAACGGAGCGACUGUACACCGGUGAAGUGGCUCGUCUACACUCGCUGCAAACCCAGCGGCCGCCAUUCGACGCCAAGAAUCCCUUCCUGGCCCCCAUCAAGGUCAACCGGGAACUGCACAAAGCCGGCGGUCGGUCCUGCAUGCACAUCGAGUUCGACAUCGAGGGAUCCAAGAUGCGCUACGAGGCCGGCGACCACUUGGCCAUGUAUCCGGUCAACGAUCAGGAUCUGGUGCUUAGACUGGGCAAGCUCUGCAAUGCCGAUCUGGACACGAUCUUCUCACUGAUCAACACCGACACGGACAGCAGCAAAAAGCACCCGUUCCCUUGCCCAACCACCUACCGGACCGCGUUGACCCACUACCUGGAAAUCACUGCCCUCCCGAGGACACACAUCCUCAAGGAACUCGCCGAAUACUGCAGCGAAGAGAAGGAUAAGGAAUUCCUGCGCUUCAUGUGCUCGACGAAUCCGGAAGGCAAGGCCAAGUACCAGCAAUGGAUUCAGGACAGCUGCCGAAACAUCGUACAUGUCCUGGAAGACCUCCCAUCCUGCCGACCCCCUCUCGAUCACAUCUGUGAACUGCUGCCACGUCUCCAGCCCCGUUACUACUCGAUUUCCUCCUCGUCCAAACUGUAUCCGACGACGGUGCACGUCACAGCCGUGCUGGUCAAGUACGAAACCACAACCGGACGGGUCAACCAUGGAGUGGCCACCACAUUCCUCUCGCAGAAGCAUCCACUGGACGGACAGCCGCUUCCGCGGGUGCCCAUCUUUAUCCGCAAGAGCCAGUUCCGGUUGCCGGCCAAAACGGAAACGCCCGUUAUUAUGGUGGGACCUGGUACCGGGUUGGCUCCCUUCCGCGGUUUCAUCCAGGAGCGGGACUUCAAUCGCAAGGAUGGAAAGGAAGUGGGACAGACGAUUUUGUACUUUGGAUGCAGGAAGCGGUCCGAGGAUUACAUCUAUGAGGAGGAACUGGAAGACUACGUCGAGCGCGGCGUGAUGAAGCUGCGGACGGCAUUCUCCCGUGACCAAGCGCACAAGGUCUACGUCACGCACCUGCUCGAGGAGGACAUGGACCUGCUGUGGAGCGUGAUAGGAGAGAACAAGGGUCAUUUCUACAUUUGCGGUGACGCCAAAAAUAUGGCCACCGACGUGCGGAACAUUCUGCUCAAGGUGCUGCAGACCAAGGGCAACAUGAGCGAGAGUGAAGCCAUCCAGUACAUCAAGAAGAUGGAAGCCCAGAAGCGAUACUCGGCCGACGUGUGGAGUUAAUCCUUUUCCCGAUUUCCAUGCUUUCCUCUCCCUCCUUUUCCCAUUCUUCCGCUUUCAUUUCCUCCGCGCGUCUAUCAUCAGUCCCAUAAACUCAGAAAACUCAGGUGUCGAAAGGUUUCCUAUACUCAUCGUGUCGCCCCCUUACCCCCAAUCCCUUUUCUGUCCCAUGGGUGUCUCUAUCGAUCCAACGGUUGUCCUAGUUGUUAUUUUAUAAAGCUAUUCAGUGUUUUUUUUAACGAACCAUUUGCGGGAUUUUGCCGCGCAAAUAUUGUUUCUUCGUUUUCAUGCUUUCCCGACGAUGUACGUUUUUUUCCUUCACACUUAGCGACUUUAAUCGAGUUAACCAAAAUUCGGUGGAAAAUUCCAAAGUUCGGUACAAAAAGGUGCACCGAAGUACGUACACAGUAGUUUUACCGAUCUUGUGGUACCUAAGUUGUCUUUAGUAAUUGUUAGUAACAUUUUACCGCUGAACCAGUCGGUAGUGCAUUCAUUGUUUUACAUACAUAUGGCAUCACUUCUCAGCAAGAUCUAUAAAUACAACAACUACUCAUUUUCACUCACAAGCACCUCGACCGCGCGCCAACAGCUUUACAAGUGAACUGCAAGGGACAAAGUUUAGGUUUCUUUAUCUUUCUUUUUGUUAAUGUAAUGUUUAUAUAAUUUUUUUGAUCGACAGUGAUAAAGUUUAAAACAAUUUGUAGUAAUUGUAGGUUAGAGAUAUUUUUUCAUUAUUUUUUUUUUCUGUUUGACUCGUUUGUAAAAAGAAGGAGAAUACAAGUGCUAGACGAAAUGGGACUCUUGUCUCUCGUUUAAACAAUCAUGUUGAAUGUUUAGGUGAAACACGAGAAUGGGUCAGCAGUCGUCGAAAAAACCCAAACAAAACAAAAACAAAUAGUUACAAAUGAAAAAAAAAAUGGUGUUAGAGAACGAGCACGUGGAACAGUGCCGGAAAUUAGAAGAAGAUGGUCAAUCCAAAUGGAAACAAGUGCGCUAUAGAUACGGCAACUGCGAUGAUGGCAGUUGCCAAGCUAAGCUAGGAACACAAGAACGUCGUAAAGAUGUGAACGAUGCAAUAUACUAUUUUGGAGAUAUGUAUUCAUCUACUUGUUAAGUAGUGGAA
Aedes albopictus (Asian tiger mosquito) is the source of this 3557-nucleotide messenger RNA. RefSeq names its product NADPH--cytochrome P450 reductase. The coding region runs from base 398 to 2437 and encodes 679 amino acids. The transcript has 9 exons. Gene Ontology annotation, cellular component: cytosol. The record is from RefSeq and is a predicted model, not a curated record. Lineage: Eukaryota; Metazoa; Arthropoda; Insecta; Diptera; Culicidae. Gene Ontology annotation, molecular function: flavin adenine dinucleotide binding; FMN binding; NADPH-hemoprotein reductase activity. Gene Ontology annotation, biological process: response to hormone.